GAAACAAAAAAAAAUUCUAACCCCAAAAAAACCGACGGACUGAAUUUGUUGGUCAUCCUCCUAAGUUAUUGCAAAUAAUAUUAAUUCACACUAUUUAUUGUAUACUUUGCAUUAAAAAUUAAACAAAAAUGUCGAUCCUAGCUUACAAUGGAGGUUGUGUUGUUGCUAUGCGUGGUAAAGAUUGCGUAGCAAUCGCUACUGACCGUCGAUUCGGUGUCCAAGCGCAAACCAUUGAAACUGACUUUGAAAAAGUAUUCCAAAUCAAUCCACGUAUGUAUCUUGGUUUAGUUGGACUCCAGACUGAUAUCCUAACUGUGAAAGAUCGUCUGGCAUUCCGCAAGAAUCUCUACGAGUUUCGUGAGAACCGCGAAAUGGUACCAAAACGUUUCUCGGCAAUGUUGUCAAGCUUCCUCUAUGAACAUCGCUUUGGUCCUUACUUCAUUGAACCCGUUAUAGCUGGUCUGGAUCCCAAAACCUUGGAACCAUUCAUUUGCAACAUGGAUUUGAUCGGAUGUCCAAAUGAACCAGAUGAUUUUGUUGUUGCCGGUACUUGUGGCGAACAAUUGUAUGGAAUGUGCGAAACUCUGUGGAAACCCGAUUUGGAACCAGACCAAUUGUUUGAGGUCAUCUCACAGGCAAUGAUCAACGCAUUUGACCGUGAUGCCAUCAGUGGUUGGGGUGCAACUGUGUACAUAAUCGAAAAGGACAAAACUACCGUCAAAACAUUGAAGACCAGAAUGGAUUAGAUUUUGAGAUGCAACCAAAGUUUUGCAUUUUUCUAUUUUCUA
Messenger RNA from Episyrphus balteatus (marmalade hoverfly), 788 nucleotides. It is a transcript of the gene Prosbeta3, whose product is annotated as proteasome subunit beta type-3. Gene Ontology annotation, biological process: proteasome-mediated ubiquitin-dependent protein catabolic process. Bases 129 to 746 code for a protein of 205 amino acids. The record is from RefSeq and is a predicted model, not a curated record. The transcript has a single exon. Lineage: Eukaryota; Metazoa; Arthropoda; Insecta; Diptera; Syrphidae. Gene Ontology annotation, cellular component: proteasome core complex; proteasome core complex, beta-subunit complex.